Molecule: messenger RNA, 318 nt
Organism: Botrytis fragariae
Lineage: Eukaryota; Fungi; Ascomycota; Leotiomycetes; Helotiales; Sclerotiniaceae
Exons: 2
Source: RefSeq, a predicted model, not a curated record
CAUCACCACGCAUCCCGCGUUCUGUGGGUCAUAUGUGGAUCAUUACGAAUUGAUUGGUGCAAGAGACUGGGUAGACAACUGCAGGUUCUCCUCUUAAUAGCUGGCACACUAAAUCGUGUUCGUCCAAUUUUCGCAAAAUGUCGCUCGAAGUGGUUACCCAGACACAGCGUAGAAGAAUCUUUUCAUCUCCAGCUGAGCUUUGGAACGGUGUUGUACCCAGAUUCAGCCUUCUGGGUGGAUAUGGAAUUCUGUUUCUCUGGUCGCAUACAAGCGAGUAGGACAGGGCAAAAUAUGGCUGCCACUGACGCUAAGCGAUAA